GUCGAUUUUACACUCACGCACCGGCAGCGCGCCCUCCGUGGCUCACGCGUCAGGGUGCUGCUUGCCUGCUUCCAUGCUCGGUGCCUGUCGCCACGCUCCGCCUGCCGCAUCAACAGAAGAGAGGCUGCCCUCCGCCACGCUCCGAGAGAAAGGCAUCGGAUUUAAAAACUGCCGGAGCCGGAGGUCGUUCUGGUCGGGAAAAGGAACCCUGUCGCCUCUAGCUACGGGGGCUUGUAAAUUAGCAAGCCCAUUGCAGCCCCUUCAAAGUGGAAACACUACACCCAAUUGAUUGGCAAUCAAUAGACCAGAGAGCUCGCUUGAUCUAGCAAGCGUGUAGUAUGGAGGUUGUGACUGGGGCGAUGAGCACCCUCCUGCCCAUGCUCAGCAACCUGCUCAAGGAGGAGUACAAUCUACAGAAGAACACCAGGGGGGAGAUCAAGUUCCUCAAAGCGGAGCUUGAGAGCAUGGAGGCUGCCCUCAUCAAGAUUUCGGGGGCGCCGCUGGACCAGCCACCUGACAUCCAGGUCAAGCUCUGGGCAAGGGAUGUCCGGGACCUGUCCUAUGAGAUUGAGGACAGCGUCGACAGAUUCCGGGUGCGCCUUGAGUGUCGGCAACAAAAGAUGCCACACAGCUUUAUGGACUUCAUCCAUAGAAGCAUGGACAUGAUGACAAAGGGCAAGAUCCGACACAAAAUAGGCAUGGACAUCAAAGACAUCAAGAGCCGCAUCAAGGAGGUCAGUGAGAGGCGUGAAAGGUACAAGAUUGACAGCGUUGUUGUACCCAAGCCCACCGGCACAAGUACUGAUAUGCUUCGCCAAUUAGCCUUGUUCAAAAAGGCGACAGAGCUUAUUGGCACUGAAGAGAAGAGCCUUGACAUAGUCAAGAUGCUAUUGGAGGGAGACGAGGUUUUCAAGAAACAGCCCAAGAUGAUCUCUAUUGUUGGCUUUGGAGGCUUAGGGAAGACAACUCUUGCUAACGUGGUAUAUGAGAAGCUUCGUGGGGACUUUGAUUGUGGAGCUUUUGUUUCUGUGUCUCUUAAUCCUGACAUGAAGAAGCUUCUCAAGAGUUUGCUCCAUCAACUUGACAAGAGCAACUACAAGAACAUCAUGGACGAGUCAGCGUGGAGCGAAACACAACUCAUAAGUGAGAUAAGAGAUUUCCUUCGAGACAAGAGGUACUUCAUUUUGAUUGAUGACAUAUGGGAUAAAUCUGUGUGGAAUAAUAUUAGAUGUGCGCUGAUUGAGAAUGAAUGUGGUAGUAGAGUAAUCGCAACAACUCGCAUUCUAGAUGUUGCCAAAGAAGUUGGUGGUGUUUAUCAGCUGAAACCUCUUUCUACUAGUGACUCAAGAAAGUUAUUCCACCAAAGAAUAUUUGGAACUGAGGACAAGUGCCCUCAUAUUCAGUUGGCUGAAGUAAGUGAGAAAAUUUUGCAGAAAUGUGGUGGAGUACCAUUGGCUAUCAUUACACUGGCAAGUAUGUUGGCUAGUAAAAAGGAACAUGAAAAUACAUAUACAUAUUGGUUCAAGGUGUACCAAUCUAUGGGUUCUGGGCUUGGAAAUAAUCCUGACCUGAUGGACAUGAGGAGGAUACUAUAUGUCAGUUACUAUGACCUGCCUCCAAAUCUGAAGACUUGUUUACUGUAUCUAAGUUUGUAUCCAGAGGAUUAUAAGAUUUAUACCAAACAGUUGAUAUGGAAAUGGAUAGGCGAAGGAUUCAUUCAUGAAGAGCAGGGGAAGAGCUUGUAUGAAGUAGGAGAGGAUUACAUUGCUGAGCUCAUUAACAAAAGUUUGGUCCAACCAAUGGAUAUCAAUAUUGCUAAUAAGGCGAGCUCUGUCCGUGUACACGACAUGGUGCUUGACCUUAUCACUUCCUUGUCAAAUGAGGAGAACUUUCUCACAACAUUGGGUGGUCAGCAGUCCAGGUCGCUACCAAGUAUGAUCCGCCGGCUAUCUCUCCAUACCACUAAUGAGAAGGAUGCCAAGCAAAUGCCAGCCAUCAGCAACUUGUCCCAUGUGAGGUCACUUACUGUGUUCAAUAAAAACCUCAGUUUGCUAUCGGCACUUUCAGGUUUUCUUGUCCUGCGUGCAUUGGAUUUAAGUGGUUGUGAGGAAGUGGGUAAUCAUCAUGUGAAGGAUAUUUGCAAUUUAUUUCACCUGAGGUAUCUGAGUCUAAAAGGGACAUCUAUCACUGAGAUCCCGAAAGAUAUCUGCAACCUACAGCUUCUACAAGUGCUAGAUAUGAGGCACACCAAAAUGGCAAAAUUGCCAUCAACCUUUGUGCAACUAAGACAACUGGUGUUCAUUGAUAUGGGUAAUAAGAUGGUCUCUACGUUGCUUCUAAAAGCAAUGUCCACCUUGCCCUCCCUCUCUUCCCUUGCAAUCACAUUAGUAGGACCAAGAAAGAAAGACCUCCAAAUACUUGGGAGCAUGCCAUCUCUGCGUGAUCUGUCUCUAUUUGUACUGUAUCGGGGAACAGUCACAGAUAAAAGGCUAGUCAUUGGCACUGGUUGUCCCUUCCAGUCUCUGACAAGGCUCACUAUAAAGAUUUUAGGUGCCAUUGGUUUCAUGUUUGCACAAGGAACCUUGCAAAAGCUCCAAAUCCUGAAGUUAGAAUUUAAUGAUAAGAAAACAAAAGACAAAUUUGGUGAUUUUCAAUUUGGGCUGGAGAACCUCUCUUCACUGGAGCAUGUCUAUGUGGUGCCUUGUUUUAGUGAUGGCGGGCUGAAGCAUGCACUUGAGAAAGAGCUUGAUAUUAAUCCCAACAAGCCCACACUGACGGUGAAGAGGGAGAUAGCGAGCAUGCUUUACACCAUCAAUGCACAUAUUUUCUGGAGAGAUCAUGAUCCUGAAAAGCUGUCCAUAGAAGAGGAAUAACCAGAGCUGAGGUGCUGCCCAGGAAACGAUGCUGCCGUCAGUUUGGCUCUCUUUUUCUGAAGAUCUUCCCAUGAGGAUCAGCUGGUUUCAUCCGGCAGUUCAGUUCUGCUUCUGACUGCAUGAGGCGUGUGUUCACGCUCUCCUUUGUCCAGUUACUAGCUGCUCGUCUUCAACAGAAAGACCCUACAAAAGCGUUGCCUUUUUAAAUAAGAAAAGAAACCUUGUAAUAGUGUGCCUUUUAUUCCUGAAGGAAGGCAAAGCCAGUCCAGCAACAGUUUUUUUUUUUUUUCAAGUUUCAACCAUCCACAGCUGUUCAUCAGCACACCCUGAUGGAUGGAGUGUCAUUGACCAGAAAUGGCAACGUUAAAUGAGUUUGCUGGAGACUCUGAAACCUUGUAACAUGAUUGGGUUCUCAAGCUUAUUUUGGUUGAUUUAUAUAAAC
Molecule: messenger RNA, 3315 nt
Organism: Triticum aestivum (bread wheat)
Lineage: Eukaryota; Viridiplantae; Streptophyta; Magnoliopsida; Poales; Poaceae
Product: disease resistance protein Pik-2
Exons: 5
Coding region: 339-2873 (844 amino acids)
Biological process (GO): defense response to other organism
Molecular function (GO): ADP binding
Source: RefSeq, a predicted model, not a curated record